CCCACCAGUGUUCUUAGGGUGGUUUUCAUUGGAGAGGCAGGCGUGGAUACAGGAGCACUUAGGAAAGAGUUUUUGAGUGACAUGAUUUCAGGUAUUGAAAGCAGAUUCUUUGAAGGACCUGAGAACAAGGGCAAAAACCCCAAGUAUUCUCUGACCGAUCUUGAUAAUGAAAACUUCAGAACUGUUGGUGAAAUAAUUGCAGUCAGCCUCGCCCAAGGAGGCCCAUCUCCUGCCUUUUUCAAAGAAUGGUGCUACAAUUUCCUCUGCUCAGGAGAGGUUGAUUUCAGCUGUCUGUCUAAGGAGGAUGUUGCAGAUGUGGAAUCUUCCCUGCUCAUCAGCAAAGUUGAAGAUGCAGCAGACAUACAGUCUCUGAUGUUGUGGGCUGAUGAAAUUGUCACCUGUGGAUACACAAACCAGAUAAAGAUGGAUAGUAAGGAAAGCAUGAUACGUGCCAUUGUCUUACACUCUACAACAAGACUGAUUCCAAUGCUACAGCAGCUCAGAAAGGGCAUGGAACUGUAUGGUCUUGUGAACCUGAUGGCUGUAAAUCCUGAAGCUUGCCACAGUUUGUUUGUGCCUGGGAAAAUCCUCAAACCAGACGCUGAUUUCAUUAUGAUGAGCUGCCAACCACAUUUCAGUGAAAAGGGGACAUCUAGGGAGAGAACUGAGAGGAAGAUCAUAAAUUUUUUGCAAGAUUUCUUGCAGGAGAUUGAAGCAUCAGGGCACUAG
This is a messenger RNA of Pelmatolapia mariae (spotted tilapia), 729 nucleotides long. RefSeq names its product G2/M phase-specific E3 ubiquitin-protein ligase-like. Lineage: Eukaryota; Metazoa; Chordata; Actinopteri; Cichliformes; Cichlidae. Gene Ontology annotation, molecular function: ubiquitin-protein transferase activity. Bases 82 to 729 code for a protein of 215 amino acids. The record is from RefSeq and is a predicted model, not a curated record. The transcript is spliced from 7 exons.